CACUACUGCGGAGGAUCCAUUAUCAGACCGACAUGGGUGGUAUCAGCUGCUCAUUGCACAGACAGAAGAAGAGCAGAACCGGAUAAACUACAAAUGCUAGCCGUACAGACAAUACCGAUACAGCAGUGUAAAGAAAUCCACAGAACACAAGUACGAAUAUAUCCCGUAUCGACAGAUAAACAAGUAUGCACCUUAAAAGAAAGAGGAAAAGGCGCAUGUUUUGGUGAUUCCGGUGGUCCAUUAGCAGCUAACGACACGCUAAUCGGGAUAGUGUCUUGGGGUAGUCCCUGCGCAAACGGAUAUCCCGAUGUAUUCACCAGCGUUUACGCAUAUCGAGACUGGAUUGAAAACAAUAUUGCCAAUAAUGAAUAGUCCUGAUGCAGCGAAACAGCAUUCGUCAGAUAAACGUAUAAUGUAUCAAUACUUAUA
This is a messenger RNA of Zerene cesonia (dogface butterfly), 429 nucleotides long. RefSeq names its product chymotrypsin-2-like. The transcript has 3 exons. The annotation marks the transcript as partial. The record is from RefSeq and is a predicted model, not a curated record. Gene Ontology annotation, molecular function: serine-type endopeptidase activity. NCBI's taxonomy places the organism in Eukaryota, Metazoa, Arthropoda, Insecta, Lepidoptera, Pieridae. Gene Ontology annotation, biological process: proteolysis.